Molecule: messenger RNA, 468 nt
Organism: Colletotrichum scovillei
Lineage: Eukaryota; Fungi; Ascomycota; Sordariomycetes; Glomerellales; Glomerellaceae
Product: monooxygenase
Exons: 2
Coding region: 1-468 (155 amino acids)
Source: RefSeq, a predicted model, not a curated record
AUGUCUUGCGCGGUUCCCGAUAUGCCUAAUUACUUUGUCUUUCUCGGUCCCAACGCCCCUAUCGGUCACGGCAGCGUCUUCACGAUAACCGAGCUGCUCGCAAAGUACAUCGCCGGCAUCAUCAAGAAAUGCCAAACUGAGGGCAUCAAAUCCAUCAGUCCAAGCCUCGACGCAGUCAAUGAGCUUCACGAACAUACUCAAGCCUUCAUGCCGCGAACAGCGUGGGCAGGGUCCUGCAGAUCCUGGUUCAAGGGCGGUGCUGUGGAUGGACCUGUCACGGCGCUGCAUCCCGGGAGUAGAAUCCACUUUUUCCACAUGUUGGAGAACUUCAGAGGCGAGGAUUGGGAUUAUGUGUAUGAGAAGAAAAGAAAUCGGUUCACGUAUCUAGGGAAUGGGAUAUCGAUGAAGGAGCUUGAUGGGUCUGAUUCAACUUGGUAUCUGAAUGAUCCUGAUGGUGAAGAGAGAUAA